AUGGUUCGGUGGUGUUCGUCUACACCAAUCUACCCAUAUAUGGUAAUUGACCACCUCCUCAAGGUCGAAGACUCUUCGGAUGGUGUUGUAACAAGAAGAUCCGGAUCCGAUGGUGAGAAUGAAAUCGUAAUUAAGAGCAAGUUUCUAGUUGAUGAAGUGUGCAACGCAAUGACUGUGGGAUGUAAUAAAAGCGGAGUCACUAUUCACAUGAAAGAAAAAAAAUAUCUCCAUGAUACCGGCAAAACUCAUCUAAACAUCUAUUACAAGCCCUCUGACCCUAAAUCAAAACCCGUGACUGUUCGUCUACCUCCUCUUCCCAAAGGCUGCCAAAUCCAAAACCUAGCGAUGUCCUCUCUUCCUGACCUGGAAAACGAAGAUUGGGUCGUUGUUAUCAAGUUGAGAUCUCAGCUCAUGUUCUAUAGGCAUAAGGACUUACGUUGGAUCGAUAUCGGAGCCAUGCAUGCGCAUGAGUCUAUAAGCCCAUCCUCAAGUCUCAUGUAUUCUAGGAAAGAUAAAAGGUUCUACGUUCCAAGCCCUGGAGGAGGACAUUUGUGCUCCUUUGAUCCAAAACUCAAGGAGAAGAACGAGCUCAAGUACAGUCUCAUAUGGAGACAAGACAUUCCUCAGUAUAUGUUGUACGAGUUGGAGGAGAUGAAUUCGUUUACUAGGACGGACGACAUGGUGGAGUCACCUUCCGGCGAACAAUUCUUCAUAUCAUGGUACUACGGAGACAACAUUGAGGUAAACGAAGGAGCAAGAACAGUCACGCAAAAGACAAAGCGAUUCAUGGUGUUUAAAAAGCAAGAACCGAAUAAAGAAAAACCAAGUAAUCUGUUCAGUGAUAUGUUUUACACAGAAAACAUUGGAGAUCAUUGUGUUUUUCUUGGACAUGGUGAAGCUGUGUGUGUCCCAGCGAGCUCAUCUCCAGGUCUUAAGCCUAAUUGCAUCUAUUUCGUGGGACACAACUAUGGUGUUUACGAUAUCACCACCCAAACGUGCACUCUCUUCUACACAGAGGAAGGUCCAUUAAGAUCCACUCACUUUCCUUACUGGCUUCAUCCAUUUUCUCUCACUCCUCAUUGA
Microthlaspi erraticum is the source of this 1083-nucleotide messenger RNA. Lineage: Eukaryota; Viridiplantae; Streptophyta; Magnoliopsida; Brassicales; Brassicaceae. The record is from the annotation of a GenBank genome assembly.